GUUUACAGGAGGACGUGGGUGACGCAAUGACGUCGGAGACGUCCUCUUUUGAUUUCUGAAGAAUAUGUCGGCAUCCGCAGGGGACGAGAAGAACACCACCAACAGAAAGGCACAACAUUCCCAAACAGACGCAAAGGAAGCAGGGGAUGCUGGAAAGACUUUGCCUUUGUCAUCAACCUCACCACCACCAACACCACCAUCAUCAUCAUCACCCACGCUGUUCAGUACCUCAUCUUCAUCCCCUUUCACAACAGCCAACAUGAGCUCCGCUACCCUUGGUAACAAAACUCUUCCACCCUCCAGCUUCUCCUCCUCCUCUUCCUCCUCUUCAUCUUCCUCUCUCAGUACGCCCUUGCCAACGUUGCCGGCCGUAAAACCCCCAACGAAGAUCCACCGCGCACGCAAGACCAUGAACAAGGCUCCGCCAACGCAGUUGCGAUGCAUCGAGGCAGCUAUUGCACCAGUCAAUGCAGGGGAUCCCCAGACCAGCUUUGCAUCAGAUACCGACACCGCUGCGGUGAAGCGAAGAAAAGUGGGUACAGAUGUGGAGAGCACUCCUCCUCCUCUGCUGUCAGAAAAGGAAGGCAAGAGUGCACCUGUAGCACCAGAGCCAGUGAAAGUGCCCGAAAAGACGGACCCUGUUGCCGCGGCAACCAAAGAGCAUCAUCAUCAGAGCGGUUGGCUGGAGGACCUGGACGACGAUGCGGACGAGGAGGACUUCCACCUGCUCUACAACAGCUACGCUGGCGACGACGUCAUGCUGUCCGACAGCAAGUCAGAGGACGGCAUGGCUGAUGACCAGCCCUGUGCAAUGGAGGAAGAGGAGCCAAGGAACCUGCCUGAACCUCCAGAGAAGCAUGGCAAAGCCCAGAAGAAAGAAGGCCGAAGACCGUGGGUGACAGGACGGGACAAAGCCAGAGACCAGCCCCGCAGGAUAGAGCAGGCUGGAGAUGCUCCAAUAGCCACGGCUCGAGCCCCUGGGGGUGUGGCCAGUGACUACACAGAGGUACCGCUCGGCUCCCUGGACAUCUCGGCAGCAGACAGCCUCUCCCUCUCUCCUCACCCUGACGGCAGUGAGAGCGGGGAGACGGAGCGUCUGGAGGAGUUGCCUCUGUGCAGCUGCAGGAUGGAGGCCCCCCGCGUGGACAGCAGCCGCAGCAAGCGCCUCUGCAUGGCCAUCGAGAGCAUCAACGGAGAGCUGGUGUGCUGCACGAGUCCCGUGGUGAAGACUGAGACCAUGCGUCCCUCCAGCCGCGUCUCCCUCAUGGUGCUGUGUGAGACCCAUCGCUCCCACAUGGUCAAACACCACUGCUGCCCAGGCUGCGGAUACUUCUGCGUCUCGGGCACGUUUCUGGAGUGUUGUCCUGACGUGCGCAUCGCCCAUCGUUUCCACCGGGGCUGCGUCUCGGUGCUGGGCGGGCCGCGAGGUGGUAGCGGUGGUAGCAGCAGCAACGGUGGCCGUGGCGGCAGUGUCAACGGCAACAACAACAGUAAUGGCGGUCUCCUCUUCUGUCCCCACUGCGGCGAGGACGCGUCAGAGGCUCAGGAGGUGACCAUCCCCCCGCCGCCCCCCAGCGAGGGAAGGACGGUAGUCAGCGCCACCACCACCACCUCCACCACCACGACCUCCAUCUCCCUCUCGCUCUCAGCCUCCCUGCCCUCCCCGCUCACCGCACUGGGGGCGCUCAGCAACGGCAAGAGGCCCGUUAGUGCACGGAUGCGUGGCAAAGGCAGCAUGACUCGUCCGCCAGAGGCGCUCCCUCCCCCUCCGCCCCUUCCUCCUACUCCACCUCCUCCAACGACAACCCCCAGCACAGCGCCCCCUUCUGGCGUGGCCCCCACGGAGACCCUGACCCCUGGGGCCGGGGAGGGGGACAGCGUGGACAGUGUGGGCCCCUCUCUGCUCCUGCCCAAUGGCAAACCCAUCUGCCCCAGCGCAAUACCGGUGGGGGACAGGAGGGCGGCGCUGCAGAAGGCCAUCCUCACACAGGACACCGAGAGGAAGAAGAAGCUGAGGUUCCACCCCCGGCAGCUGUACCCAGCAGCCAAGCAGGGAGACGUCCAGAGGGUUCUGCUCAUGCUCAUGGAGGGCAUCGACCCGGCGUACCAGGCGGACUCCCAGAGCAGGCGCUGUGCCCUCCACGCUGCGGCCCAGAGGGGAUACCUGGACGUCUGCUACCUGCUCGUGGAGGCUGGUGCGAGGGUGGAUGCGCAGGAUAAGACGUUGAGGACGCCUCUACUGGAGGCCAUCGCCAACAGCCACAUAGAUGUGGUGCGAUACCUGAUACAGAGCGGAGCCUGCGUCUACCACGCCGAGGAGGACAGCUCCACGGGUCUGCACCACGCCGCCAAGCUGGGACACCUGGAGAUAGUCAACAUGCUGCUGGGCACAGGACUGGUGGACAUCAACGCACAGGACAGUGGAGGCUGGACCCCCAUCAUCUGGGCAGCGGAACACCGACACCUGGAUAUCAUCAGAGCCCUAUUGGACAGGGGAGCGGACGUCAUGCUCAAAGACAAGGAGAUGAAUGUGUGUCUGCACUGGGCCUCGUUUGCGGGCAGUGCGGAGAUCGCUGAGCUCAUCCUCAACGCCGGGUGUCCGCUGUCCUCUACUAACAUGCACGGGGACACGCCACUACACAUAGCCUCGCGAGAGAGCUACCUCGACUGUGUCACGUUGUUCCUGUCGAGAGGGGCGGACAUCGACAUCGUGAACCUCGAGGGGGACACACCCCUCUCCUUAGCGCGAUGUGAUUCGCCGGUCUGGGUGGCACUCCAGAUUAACAGGAAGCUGAGGAGGGGCGUAGCCAAUCGCAUCGUGCGAACAGAGAGGAUCAUUUGCAGCGACGUGGCGCAGGGUUACGAGAACGUGCCGAUCCCGGCGGUCAACGCGGUGGACGACGAGGGCUCCCCCUCCGACUACAAGUACAUCGCGGAGAACUGCGAAACGUCCGCCAUGAACAUCGACCGCAACAUCACACACCUACAGCAUUGCAGUUGCACAGACGACUGCUCCUCCAGUAACUGCCUCUGUGGUCAGCUCAGCAUAAGGUGCUGGUACGACAAGGACCAGCGGUUGCUGCAGGAGUUCAAUAAGAUCGAGCCUCCUCUGAUCUUCGAGUGCAACUUGGCCUGCUCAUGCCACCGCACCUGCAAAAACCGAGUGGUGCAGGCCGGCAUCAAGGUUCGCUUACAGCUCUACCGGACAGAGAAGAUGGGCUGGGGAGUCCGAGCACUGCAGGACAUCCCACAAGGGAGCUUCAUCUGCGAGUAUGUGGGAGAGCUGAUAUCUGAUGCGGAGGCAGAUGUGCGGGAAGAUGACUCCUAUCUCUUUGACCUGGACAAUAAGGAUGGCGAGGUGUACUGCAUCGACGCCCGUUACUACGGCAACAUCAGCCGCUUCAUCAACCACCUGUGCGACCCCAACCUGAUCCCCGUGCGCGUCUUCAUGCUGCACCAGGACCUGCGGUUCCCACGCAUCGCCUUCUUCAGCUCCCGAGACAUCUACACCGGCCAGGAACUAGGGUUUGACUACGGCGACCGCUUCUGGGACAUCAAGAGCAAGUACUUCACCUGCCAGUGCGGCUCUGAGAAGUGUAAACACUCGGCGGAGGCCAUAGCCCUGGAGCAGAGCCGGCUCGCUCGCCUGGAGGCCGGCCCAGAUGGAGGUGCCGACCCUGGGAUGGCCAUGCUAGGAAACCCCUAGGCCUUUUUUGAGGCCUGUGGUGGAUGGAGAUUGAGAUUGGAAUGCAUGUGUUUCUAUUUCAUCCUCCUCCUCUCUCUUCUCUUCUCCUCUCCUCUCCUCUCCUCUCCAAUCUUCUCUUCUCUUCUCUUCUCUUCCCCUCUCUUCUCUCUCCUCUCUUCUCCUCCCCUCUCUUCUCUUCUCUCCUCUCCUCUCCUUUCCUCUCUUCUCCUCCCCUCUCUUCUCUUCUGUCCUCUCCUCUCCUUUCCUUUCCUCUUCUCUCCUCUCCUCUCCCCUAUUCUGUUUUCUUCUCUUCUCCUCUCUUCUCUUCUCUCCUCUCCUCUCCUUUCCUCUUCUCUCUUCUCUUCUCUUCUCCUCUCCUCUCCUCUCCCCUCUUCUCUUCUCUUCUCUUCCCCUCUCUUCUCUCUCCUCUCCUCUCCUCCCCUCUCCUCUCCUCUCCUCUCCCCUCUCUUCUCUCUUCUCUCCUCUCCUCUUCGUUCCUCUCCUCUCUUCUCCUCUUUUCUCCUCUCCUCUCAUCUCCUCUGGCAUCUUCUCUUCUCUUUUCUUCUCUUCUCUUCUCUUCUCUUCUCUUCUCUUCUCUUCUCUUCUCUCUCCUCUUCGUUCCUCUCCUCUCUUCUCCUCUCCUCUCUUCUCUUCUCUUCUCCUCUCCUUUCAUCUCCUCUGGCAUUUUCUUGUCCGUCAUGUCACCACAUCAGCACCUUUGCGCCUGUGUUGCCAUGGGAUACCAAGAGACUCCCCUCCAUGGAAGCCAAGAUGGAAUAUUAAUGAAUAGUAGUACCCGAAAAAAGGUCACUUCCCCUCCAAAAAAAGGCCACUACAUUGACUGCCAUGUUGCUGUUUCUUGAUCUCGAGUCCCAUUGAGGGGGAGUGGCCAAGGCUGUGACUCCUCCCUGACCGAUAACUGACAGACCUGCCCAGGGCUGCUGACAGCUUUGGCCGGGCCUGGGACAAAAUCAUAGAAAAGGGCCCUCGCAUCAAUACAUACACAAUGUAAUGAGGAAGCAAUUCUGGGCCCCACCUCUGCCUGGGCCCGGGACAACAGACCCCUUUGUCCCCCUCUGUCGUCUCCCUUGGACCUGCCAACCGCCUGGAGAGACUAUGGACACUUACCGUAAGCAGGGCCGCUGACCGCUUUCGCUCGGCCUGGGACAAAGUCAUCUAAAAGCCCCCCUACCCCCCUACCCAAUACAUACAAUGUCAUGGGGACCCACUUCUGGGCCUGGUCCCGGGGCAACAUACCCGUUUGCCCCGCCACCCCCACCCCUGUCGGCGAGCCUGACUCUAAGCACACGAGAGCAUCCAACAAUUUGAUCGUGGAACGUUUUCUUUUGGAUUGUUUUGUUUCUAUGUAAAUGUACUUUUUUGUUUGUUUUUACAACAGUACGAUGGUACUGUGAAGUCGUCAAAAAAAGAAAGAAAAAAAGAAAGGCAAAGAGGAUCCUAUUCUUGGAUCAUCAUGUUCAUUGUGGAUGGAUGACGCUGUUCACUAAAAAAUAGGAAAGAGAAGAACUCUGUAGAACUCCAUUCCAGCCCUCUUAAUGUGCCCUUUUCUAUUUCAGUUUCCAGUGAAAUGAUUGUGUAGAUUUUUAGACGGCUGUGUUUUUUUUUUAAGGGCUGCCUUAAUUUCUGUUAUUUUAUGCCAUUGUAUAAAUAUUUGUUUAGUCUUUUUCAUUUAAUAAAUACUUAAAAUAG
Messenger RNA from Engraulis encrasicolus (European anchovy), 5395 nucleotides. RefSeq names its product euchromatic histone-lysine N-methyltransferase 2 (gene ehmt2). The coding region runs from base 65 to 3706 and encodes 1213 amino acids. Gene Ontology annotation, molecular function: histone H3K9 methyltransferase activity; zinc ion binding; p53 binding. Lineage: Eukaryota; Metazoa; Chordata; Actinopteri; Clupeiformes; Engraulidae. Gene Ontology annotation, biological process: peptidyl-lysine dimethylation; negative regulation of transcription by RNA polymerase II. The record is from RefSeq and is a predicted model, not a curated record. The transcript has 27 exons. Gene Ontology annotation, cellular component: chromatin; nucleus.